AACAAUUCCUUCUCAUGUUGCUCUAAGUAUGGAUGGUAUGGACAUGUGAUGAGACGGAAUGAAAAUGAGGUUGUUAAGAGAGUGUAACUAUGAAUGUGGAAGGAUUUAGAGGAAGAGGUAGACCUAAGAAGAAAUGGAUGGAUUGUGUGAAAGACGAUAUGGGUAGGAGAGGAGUGAGCGAAGAAAUGGUAUAUGAUAGAAGAGUAUGGAAGGAGAAAACAUGUUGCGCCGACCCCAGGUGACUGGGAGAAGGGCAGGAUAAUGAUGAAUGAUGAAAUAAACAAAUUAUUUCGUUUUUUUUGAGCGUGUUUAAUUUGAUUUUUUCAUAUAUUUUCGUGAGUGAGAUACAUAAUUAAUCUUAAUUGUCCGUGACCACGAUAACUGAAGUAUUCGCAACGUCGGUAAUAAUAAAAUGAAAAUAUAAAACGCGGGAUUGAUUCGCAAAGUUUAAAUUGUGUGUUUAGUUUGUUAAUUUGAAAUUACAAUAAAAUAGGUAUCGUUUGAUGGUGUAUUUUGGUGACGUUUCUAGGAAUUGUUAUAUUAGUCGUUAAGAAUAAUUCGGUAAUAUCACCCGUUGAUUUUUUUUUGUAUUUUUUAUAUUUUUAUUAUUUGGGGGGGGGGGGGGGAUAUACAUAUAUCUAUGUUUAUCUUGAAGAAAGUGAAAUAAAAGUAGAAAUCAUUCUUUGAAUGUUUUAUAACAAUAUUUGGUCAAUUAUUAGGUACGUUUUCUUCACAAUUGCCUUGGUUAACCAUAUAAUCAACAUGAAGACUAUUUUUAAAAUCACGCAUUUAGCAUAUAGUUCUUUUUUCUUCAAAAUUUAUACUAUUCGAUUUAUACUGGUACGGUUAAUUAAACCUAAAUCAGUAGAUUUAUGCUCGUGAACAAUUAAUUUAAAAAAUACUUUUAAAAACAACAGAGAUUCAUAAUAACAGAAAGAAAAAAAAAUGCUGAUUUUGCGUCAACAAAAUCCGUUCCAUUUCUCAAUUCAAUUUAAAAUUUUAAAUAAAUAAUGUUUUUUUUUUAGAACACUGUAUAGGUAGGUGUCUUAGUAGAAGAUUAUUGUUUAUGUCGUAGUGAUGGCGCGUAGAUAUUUAGUUCAGUCUCAGUUGCAUCAGAGCUAAAACCGUUCACAGGUGAUUCAUGCUCGGAAUUGUUCCAGAAUUAUAUUUUUAUUUUGAGAUUCGUAAUCGGUGUUAGUGAACAGAAAAAGAUGUCGAUAGUACCAAUGAUGUUUCGCGAUUGGUGGGAUGACUGGGAGCGUAUCGAGCGCCCCUCCAGACUACUGGACCAGCACUUCGGCAUGGGUCUGAAGAAGGACGAUCUGUUAUCCUCCAUCAGUUCAUUCCCCUCGACCUCGCUCUUCAGAAAUUCAUACUUCAGACCUUGGAGGGCGAGCUUAGCCAGGCAGGAAUCUUCUUCGACGAUCAAUUUGACGAAAGAGAAAUUUGAGGUUAUUUUAGACGUUCAGCAAUUCACUCCAGACGAGAUCACGGUCAAGGCGUCGAACAACACGGUUGUCGUCGAAGGCAAGCACGAGGAGAAACAGGACGAGCACGGCUUCAUUUCCCGUCAGUUCACCCGCCGGUACAUCCUGCCGACCGGAUACGAGGUCAACGACCUGGUCAGCACGUUGUCUUCCGACGGCGUGCUCACCGUCACGGCGCCGAAACGACCUCCACCUAAUGCCGGCGAAAGGAUCGUACCGAUCACGAAAACCGGACCCGCUAAGCAACCUGAGGCUGCGUCUUCGAAGCCGGAACAGCAACAGCCCCGCGAACAAAUGGUGCCCAUCGUCACCUCCCCUUAACCCCCCUAGUGCCGAGCACAACGACCGAAACAUAAAUAGCAUUUAAUUUUAAUUGUUUUUUUUUUUGUUUUCUGCCCGUUGUUGGCCAACGACGAGCAACGAUCCGAUUUGAACGAAUUAGGUUUAUACAAAGAGGAAUGCAAAAUAACGUUCUGUAAUAAAUAUCAAUAAACGAUUCACAACAACUUA
This is a messenger RNA of Bombyx mori (domestic silkworm), 1997 nucleotides long. Its product is annotated as heat shock protein 1. Gene Ontology annotation, cellular component: cytoplasm; nucleus. Gene Ontology annotation, molecular function: structural constituent of eye lens. The transcript has 3 exons. Bases 1212 to 1808 code for a protein of 198 amino acids. The record is from RefSeq and is a predicted model, not a curated record. Gene Ontology annotation, biological process: protein refolding; response to heat. NCBI's taxonomy places the organism in Eukaryota, Metazoa, Arthropoda, Insecta, Lepidoptera, Bombycidae.